AUGCAACGCCUUUCUUUGCCUGGCCCUCUGAAACCUACCCAAGCGUUUCUGUCUCGUCUGUCCCCGUUCUCGGCCGUGGCGCGACCCCACGCCCGCGGAACAGGCCGGGACCACUCGAGACGCACGGAGUCUCGCGACGAUCCACGAGAAGCAGAAAGUGACACGCGCUCCUGGGAAAAUCCGCAAGACGCCCAAUGGACCCACCUCGCCCGCCCCGAAAUCGAGGCGGCUCUCGACAGUCUCCUUGUUGACCCCGCCAAACAACGAGACACAGGUGUCGCCUGGGUCGUAGGGCCUGUCGGAGUUGGAAAGAGCUACAUGGCGCAGUUCGCGGUCCAGAAAGUGAAGAACCAGCCUUCCCAGGCUCUCGACUCUUUUGGGUGUAUCUGUGCAUUCGAGAUACCUCACCGACUUCAGCACAUGCAUGAAUAUGCGCAUCUUUAUACGCCUUGGAUUUGCUCUGUUGUCGAGGCCGCGUGUCCCUCCUUUCGCCCCUUGGUCGCCUCGCUCCUGCGUUCCGCCGCUUCGUCGGCCUCACCUUCUUCUUCCUCUUCUUCCUCUUCUUCUUCCUCUUCUUCCUCUUUUUCUUCUUCGCUUAAGCCCCCGUUUGCGAUCGGUGCGGGUCUGGCGCCGGUGGACGAGAAGGAAAGACAGGCGAGAGCGCUGCGUUUCGUGGAAGUGCUGGAAGACGAGAAGGUGAAGUGCUUUCCCCACUGGAGAGGCUUGCUCGACUUCUUGGCUCAAAAAGUUCCCUCGUUCGCCAGGCAAUCCAAGUUCUCAGAAAAAGAGCCGUGCGACGCAACCAGCGCUGCGUUCGGCCUGCUUCGCAUGGCGGCGGCGCAUGCGGAGAACACCGUGUCUUGGAAGGCGAGCGAGGGCGCGAUUGCGGAGUAUCCAACUGGAGAGAAGUGGCUGGGCUUCUUUGUAGCGCUUCUCGUCGGGCUGCAGAAAGCGACGGGGCCGCUCACCUCCUUUCCAAUCGUUUUGCUCACAGCUGAUUCGUUGACGAGCAUUCGAGGCAUCUGUUUGUCGCCUGACGAAGCGCGGGCCGGAACAACGCACAGCCGCGACUCGCCUACCUCCCCUGAUUUAGAGGGUGGCGGUCAUCAGGCCAAAGAGACGCCGAAGCCAGGCGCCAAGGAGAGAGAGGAAGGAAGCGCGAGGGAAGGAGAGGAGAGAAGAAAUGUGGAAGUGAUUGAAAUCGGAGAUUUGAGUCGGCAGACAGUGACAGACAUCUUGAUCCCGAAAGUCACGUCUAUCCCUGAAAUCCCUCACGCGCUCUUCCUGGCCGUCGGCGGCAACUGCGCACUUAUCGAAAAAAUCACAAAAGGUUUGAUGAAACUGAACGGCGAGCUGUGGCUAGAGGCGAACAGAGCGCCUCCAGCGGACCACGUGAAGCAGGUGCGAGACCCCGACGAGGCCGAGCUCGCCAGAGACGCGACCGAGGAGGAAGAACGCGACUGGCGAUGGUGCGAAAAACAAAAGGAAUUCUGCAGAAACAUCGCAAAAGACCUUCUCGUCGAGGACGUCCGACUGUUUGAAUGGCGCAUGCAAAAAUUUCUCUCUCUUCCGCUCCUGACGCGCCUGCGGGAAAAGCAGGGGAACGAAAUUCACUUCCUCGUUACGGUUUUUGAGACGCUCCGGUAUUUUCUUUCCAAGCCUUAUCUGCUCAGUCGCAACCUCCUUCAUCUGGACAAUGUGGUGAUUCUCAGGCUGCAAGCCCUAGAAGUCUUGGAGGAGGCAGAGAGGCGAGAGGAAGGAGAAGCGGAUGUCGAAGAGGGUGAUAAAGAAGAAGAUAAAGACGUGGACGUCUUAGACAGGGACAAAGACUUUGAGGAGGCAGAAGACAUAGAAGAGGAUGAUAAAGAAGAAGAUGAAGAAGUGGAAGCCUUAUGCACUGAAGAAGACGUUGAGGAGGAAGGAGUCUUAGAAGAGGAAGAGACAGAAGAAGAUAACGCGGAAGAAGAUGGUGAAGAAGAUAAAGACGUGGAAGUCUUAGAGAGGGAAGAAGACUUUGAGGAGGAAGAACUCUUCGAAGAGGAAGACACAGAAGAAGAUAAAGACGUGGAAGUCUUAGACAGGGAAGAACACGUUGAGGAGGCAGAGGUCUUAGAAGAGGAAGAGACAGAAGAAGAUAACGAGGAAGAUGAUGAUAAAGAAGAAGAUAAAGACGUGGAAGUCUUAGAGAGGGAAGAAGACUUUGUGGAGGAAGAAGUCUUCGAAGAGGAAGAAGACUUGGAAGUGGACAGUAAUGUAGAAUCUGAAGAAGAGGGGCUGCUGGACGUGGGGCUUUUGACGGCAAAGUUUCAGCCGAGUCGAGUCGAGGUCGCCAACGAGCUGUACAGACACCUGCUGUCGGACUACAUGAACACGCGAUACGCUCUUCUUUCCGUGGACCAGAAGGCCAGCUACAACCUGAACUGGCUGAUGAAUGAGAAAUCCAUCAAGUUCCACGUCGACCGUCUUCCUGAGUUUUAG
This is a messenger RNA of Neospora caninum, 2478 nucleotides long. RefSeq lists its product as hypothetical. The record is from RefSeq and is a predicted model, not a curated record. Lineage: Eukaryota; Apicomplexa; Conoidasida; Eucoccidiorida; Sarcocystidae. Bases 1 to 2478 code for a protein of 825 amino acids. The transcript has 17 exons.